Messenger RNA from Anopheles funestus (African malaria mosquito), 3052 nucleotides. Its product is annotated as putative polypeptide N-acetylgalactosaminyltransferase 9. The coding region runs from base 487 to 2265 and encodes 592 amino acids. Gene Ontology annotation, cellular component: Golgi apparatus. Lineage: Eukaryota; Metazoa; Arthropoda; Insecta; Diptera; Culicidae. The transcript is spliced from 4 exons. The record is from RefSeq and is a predicted model, not a curated record.
AACAGACAAACGUUAUAAGAUGAAUGAAUUGUAUGUGCAUCUAUAAACAACUCGCAAGGCCGUUUUGUUUGACGAAUUCGAAACAGUUCUGGCGAUUGUUUUUUAUUCCUACAGUACGUCACUUUCGAUUUAGAACGAACCUACGAUACAUCGGAAAACAUGUACCCGUGGCACCUGAACACGAAAUGAAUCUCCUGCCGAAACAGUGUUUCUGGUGUGCUGCUUAUCAAACAGUGAGUGUGUUGUUACCUUUUUAAUAAUAACGAAACAGGCAAACCCGCACCCGACGGUGAGUGUGGAUGUGUCGAUACGUUUGAAGUGAUAGUAAACACCUAUACGAACUGAUAAAUUAAACUGAUUGAUAACACAGCUGGCUGGUUCGGCACUCGUGCGUAGAGAACAAACGAACCCGAAGAUGUGUCUCGCUAGUGAUUAACCAAAACUGGCUCCGAAUGGUGCAGUGCCCUGUCUUGGAUAACUUACACCAUGUACGGAAAAUUUUUCUCCACCAAACGUGACCUCCUUUGGGCCCUGGUUGUGUUUUGCUGCAUUCUGGCCUUUUAUCUCUACCACAAUCAGCUGUCCGAUCGGCUUGCUACAUUGGAGGAGUUUAAGCGAACGCAUCAAGAGGAAGAACGCCGGGCAGCUGUUCGGGAGUCUUCGGAAGGUUUCAUUGUGCCAGAGUAUCAAGUGUUUCAGUACGAUGCACACUACACGCCUGUGCCCGAUGAUGGGUGGAUCGAAAAGCAGCCGGGAGAUAUGGGGAAGGCGGUGAUACUACCCGACAACAUAACGGAGGAUGUUCGUCAGCUGGUCCACCAAGGUUACGAUAAACAAGGUCUGAAUCAGUAUGUCAGUGAUCUAAUACCGGUUCGACGACGAUUGCCCGAUCUGCGUGAUCCAUGGUGUACGGCGGAACAACGACUUCAAACUGCUCUUCCACAAGCUUCGAUAGUGAUCGUGUUUUACAAUGAGGCGUGGUCGGUAUUGGUGCGUACCGUUCACUCCAUCCUUGAUCGUAGUCCAAAAGAGCUCAUCCGUGAGAUCAUCCUGGUGGAUGAUUAUUCGAAUUUGGCACAUCUACGCACACAGCUUGACGAGUACUUCAGCAGCUAUCCGCUCGUGCGCAUCCUGCGCGUACCGAAGCGUCUCGGACUGAUUCGAGCUCGGUUAUACGGUGCCCGGAACGCAUCGUCAGAAUUUCUCACGUUUCUCGAUGCACACUGCGAGUGUAUGAACGGUUGGCUCGAAGGUCAGUUGGAUGUGGUGGUCCGUGAUCCGCACACCAUCGCACUGCCCACGAUCGACUGGAUCGAUGAGAAUAACCUUAAACUUGUUAGUGAUAAGGCACCAGUAUACUAUGGUGCAAUGGGAUGGGGUUUGGAUUUUGGGUGGCGUGGCCGGUGGGAUCGAGUACACAAGCCAGACAACAAGAUGGAACCGUUCAGUACACCGGUAAUGGCCGGUGGAUUGUUUACGAUCCAUCGGAAAUUCUUUGAGUGGCUCGGAUGGUAUGAUGAGGACUUGGAUUUUUACGGCGGUGAAAACAUUGAGCUAUCGCUGAAGGCUUGGAUGUGCGGUGGAAGACUGAUGACCGUUCCUUGUGCCCGUGUUGCUCACAUCCAGAAAACUGGGCAUCCCUACCUGAAUGAAGUGCACGUCGACGUCGUUCGCAUAAACUCGGUUCGUGUAGCAGAAGUGUGGUUGGAUGAGUACGCAUCCGUACUCUACGGAAUGUUUGGUGGACCACAAUUUCGCGGUGACUAUGGAGAUGUUUCGGCCCGCAAGCAGCUGAGGAAGGAUCUCCAUUGUAAAGACUUUCAUUGGUAUCUGGAGAACGUGUUCCCGGAGUUGAUUGAAGAACUCGGCAAACUUCCCGGACAGGGUCCAAUUCGGAAUGAUGCUUUGGCUGGGUCACAUGAUCACUGUUUAACAUACGUUGAGCCUAAGAACACCGUCAAUAUGUCACCGUGCGAGCAAGGAAACACUUGGCAACAGUGGGUGUUUAGUUUGUAUGGUGAAAUUAGUACCAACAACCACUGUCUAGACUACGACAAUAACAUGCUGUUGUUGUACCAUUGCCACAAAGCACAGGGCAAUCAAGAGUGGACGUACAAUGCUACCACCCACCAGUUCGAGCAUAAGAAACACAAGGGCAAUUGUUUGGGUGUCGAUGUAAAAACGAAGAAGGUGCGUAUCGAUGCAUGUGACCAGAAUCAACAAUCUCAAAAGUGGCAUUACCCGGUCAUAGAGUAUAAGGUUUAAAUAAAGAUCAAAAGUACUGAACCCAUGCCAACAUAGAAACAACAAUAAAAAGGCAUGACAGCACAUGAAAUAGGAAAUAUCUAAAAUAAAUUAAAUGUUUAAAAUUCACCAGCAACGUGUUGGAUUUGCUGUGUAUAUUAUUAAAUUUUGACGUAGUGUGGCAUGUUAUAACAAAUCUCCCUCAAUUAUUAGUCACUACUCUUAGUGCAUACUGACAGGCGCGUUUGGACACCCACAGCUGUCUAAUGCGUUGAUAUCGAAUAUGGUUAACCAACACUUUUCAAACAAGAAACAAUGACUUUUUACUAACAAAGAAGUAAAAUACAAUAAAAAAUUACAAAAUAAAAAAACAACUUUUUUCCAAGUACAUCCCAGUAUGAACUAUACAUUUCAUGAAAACUCCAGGAAAAUGCAAGCAAAAUCCUCAUUAUCAGUUCAUAUAAAAUGAGGCAACAUUGAUUUGCAACGUGUAUAAAAGUCGGUUUAUAAUACAUACAAAACUAUCUUUUAGAUUCCUCCUACUUCACGAAGGUCGUUAUUCAGCCGUAGAGUUUACGGUUAAACUGCUUCACUGCAAUUCUGCUUCCAUAAUACUGCACAGGGGUGGAACCCUACGACAAUGCAUUUUCCAAAACAUCUGUAUAAACAGUAACGUGUAAAGGUAGUGGAAUAUAUAAAUAUAUAUAGAAACAGGUAAUGAGAAAAGCUAUACUCGUUUGCAUAAAGAGACUACGACAGUUUAACCACACAAGACGCCAAUAAAGUACAGUAAAUAGUAUUAUUCAAA